This is a messenger RNA of Cyprinus carpio (common carp), 7871 nucleotides long. Its product is annotated as rho GTPase-activating protein 44-like. Lineage: Eukaryota; Metazoa; Chordata; Actinopteri; Cypriniformes; Cyprinidae. Gene Ontology annotation, cellular component: postsynaptic density; dendritic spine; leading edge membrane. The record is from RefSeq and is a predicted model, not a curated record. Gene Ontology annotation, biological process: modification of dendritic spine; regulation of dendritic spine morphogenesis; signal transduction. Gene Ontology annotation, molecular function: GTPase activator activity; protein binding.
ACCUGUCUGUCCACCGAACUAAAUCAAAAGCGCUCGGCACAUGGAUCGUGUGUAAUAAGACUACACUUCCCAUGCUGCACCGCGCUCGCGUCGUUCCGCUACUGUCACUUUGCCGAUGUGAGAAUCGCCCAGCAGCAUCUCAGCCGAGCAGCAGUGCAAAAAUGCACUGAAAUACGCAUCUUAGGACAUUUCCACCCUCUUUCGGUUUGCCAUGAGGGCGUGUGAUAGGAAUAACGGGGAUGUUCGCACCGGAUUACGUCCCUUUAUUUUGAGAGAAAUGCGGAUUGUUUUGCGCUCGAGGUGUUAACGCAGGAAAAAAAAAUACAAAAAUGAAGAAGCAAUUCAAUCGGAUGCGACAGCUCGCCAACCAGACUGUUGGCAGAGCAGAAAAAACAGAGGUACUGAGUGAAGACCUGCUGCAGGUGGAGAAGCGUUUAGACCUGGUAAAGCAGGUCUCUCAUAGCACACAUAAGAAGCUGACCGCUUGUCUGCAGGGACAACAAGGCACCGAUUUAGACAAGAGAUCAGUCAAAUCUCCCUCGAAAAAGUUGCCCCUGACGAUACUUGCUCAGUGUAUGGUGGAGGGAGCGGCUGUGCUAGGAGACGACUCUCUUCUUGGCAAGAUGCUGACGCUCUGUGGUGAGACAGAGGAGAAAUUGGCCCAAGAGCUCCUCGUGUUUGAGUUUCAGAUUGAAAGAGAUGUUGUGGAGCCUCUGUAUGUGCUGGCUGAGGUGGAAAUUCCGAACAUUCAGAAACAGCGAAAACAUUUAGCCAAACUCGUUCUGGACAUGGAUUCUGCAAGGACACGGUGGCAACAGUCAUCCAAGUCUUCAAGUCACCCUAGUAAUGUCCAGCAGGGCGGAGCCAAGUCUGAUUCCCUGAGAGAGGAAAUGGAGGAGACGGCCAAUCGGAUGGAGAUCUGCAGGGACCAGUUAUCAGCGGACAUGUACAACUUUAUGGCCAAAGAAAUAGACUAUGCAAACUACUUUCAAACGCUCAUAGAGGUUCAGGCAGAGUAUCACAAGAAGUCUUUGGAGAUACUGCAGAGUGUGCUGCCACAGAUCAAAGCUCACCAGGAGGCAUGGAUAGAGAAACCAUCGUAUGGAAAGGCCGUAGAGGAACAUCUAGCCAUCAGUGGCAGGGAGAUUGCAUUUCCUAUCGAGGCGUGCGUCACCAUGCUGCUGGAAUGUGGCAUGGAGGAAGAGGGUUUAUUUCGGGUGGCUCCCUCAGCCUCCAAGCUGAAGAAACUUAAAGCAUCUCUGGACUGUGGGGUUAUGGAUGUGCAGGAGUACUCGGCCGACCCACAUGCCAUCGCAGGAGCUUUGAAGUCUUAUCUUCGUGAACUUCCCGAACCUCUAAUGACCUUUGAACUCUAUGAUGAAUGGAUUCAAGCCUCAAAUGUUCAAGAUAUGGAUAAAAGGCUCCAAGCCCUUUUGUGUACAUGUGAGAAACUACCAGCAGACAAUCUGAACAACUUCAGAUAUUUAAUCAAGUUCUUAGCCAAACUCACAGAGCAUCAAGAUGCUAAUAAAAUGACGCCAGGUAAUAUUGCAAUAGUUCUUGGACCCAACCUGCUGUGGACGCAUUCAGAAGGGAACAUGACGGAAAUGAUGACCACCAUGUCCCUGCAAAUCGUUGGCAUCGUUGAGCCGAUCAUCCAGCAUGCUGACUGGUUCUUCCCUGGAGAUAUUGAGUUCAACCUGACAGGCAGCUACGGCAGCCCGGUCCACACCAACCACAACUCCAACUACAGCUCCAUGCCCUCGCCCGAUAUGGACCAAUCAGAGCGCAAGCAGCAGCAUGACCAGAGCCGACGCCCACUCAGUGUUGCUACUGACAACAUGAUGCUGGAAUUCUACAAGAAGGAUGGCAUUAGGAAAAUUCAAAGUGUGGGUGUCAGAGUGAUGGACACAUCGUGGGUGAAGGGCAAAAGUUCCUCUACACUGACCCGCAAAUCCUCAUCCACGCCUCCACAAGCGCCCGGCUCUCCUGCGGACACCCUGACCACUGAGCAGCCCGGUGAGCUGGCCACAUCUCCAAUCCCCACUCCCCCUCCUGGAGACAGGGGCAGCUCAGACGACGUGUCACCCAAUCGGCCGGAUUCCUCACAUGUCUAUUCGUCCCACGUGGAGGAGAGGCCACCCCCUCCGUACCCUUCCUCGUCCACAUCUUGCCAUCCCGGUCCUCACCACUUCUACCCCAAACCCCCUCCCUGCGCGCGGCCCGUCGCCCCCGGUCCCGAGUCCCAGCCUCCCAGCUCCCCACCUCCACCCCUGCGCUGGGCCGGCUUCGGCCCACCCCUUCCCCUUCCCCAGCCCCAACCACCCCCCUCCUCUUCUUCCUCUUCCUCCUCCUCUUCACUCGAUAUCAACUCCAACCCCAAGCCUAUCUGCCUGUACUUUCCCAAACACGGGCCCCUGUGUGACGCAGCGCAUGCCGCUCCGCCUGACGCCAAUGCCUCGCCCCUCUACAUUAAAUCCCCUCUCGUGCUGACCCGCCACGACAUGUCCCUCGGAAACCCCCCUAGCCUCCCCUCCUCCGCACCCCCGCCGUGGGCUGCCUGUCCAUGUGCCCGUGAGAGAGGACCCCCCAGGCUGACUAGCACUCUGAAGAGCAAGGAGCUCUCUCCUGUUAUUGGCCACAAGUCUGCGCAGGCGUCAGGAGCAACAGUGCCCCCUGUCAGUGGUCAGCAGAGCAACAGCCAGUCUCCCCACUCUGCCGAGCACAGCCCCCACACCUUACACAAAGCCUCUAAGAAACUGGCCCCUGUGCCACCCAAGGUUCCCUACGGCCAGUCGGGGGGGAUCUCAGACCAAUCCACAGGUCAGCCGUCUCCGGUUAGCCUGUCCCCCACUCCCCCAAGUACCCCCUCCCCAUACAGUUUGGGCUGUCCCCCUGGACACGCGCCCACCUCUUCCCCUGGCCAGACCCCAUUAGGGGGACCCCAUACGUUGUCCUCGCCGCCCUCUCUGACUGGUACGCUCACAAAGUCCCGACCCACCCCAAAGCCCAGGCAGAGACCCAGUCUACCCCCUCCCCAGCAACCAACCGUCCCCCCUACGGACCCCCAGCCCCUGGAGCAGGGUCUACUUGACGGAUUGUCCCCCGGGGAGAGCAUGUCCACAGCAGAUUUCUUCAGUUUGGAAAUUCCCUCCAUCAACGUCAAUCUGGACAGCCUGUUGGACGAAUUCAGGGUGGUCCCAUGUCGGAGCUCCCUUGCUGCGGUCAGCUCUCCGGAGGGGGAGUCCGUGUCCGAGGAGGAGGGCCAAAGCACCACGCUAUGACCCCUGAGCCAACCCAGCAGCAUGCCAGCUUCACAUAGAACCCAUCCACUCCUGCUGAGGCCCAACUGGAACCCCACCUUGACCAAACCCAGAGUCACGGAUACUACAUGAGAGACUCAUAUAAGAUAAGACGCCAACCACACAACAGGUGCCACUAAAAAAAAAUAAAAAAUUGGAUCUCGUUCAAAUUGGCACUGGAGGAACCUGGGGUUUUGUGUUACGAUUCCUGAAUGAAUUUCGUUUUGUUGUCGUGUUGUUGGUUUUGUUUGAUUGGGAUGUUUUUAUUUCUGCCUUAUCAGAGCUGCAAUUACAAUACAAUGCACAUAGGGAGCAGUCUGCUGACUCUAAAGGAACCUCCUACACUUUGUCUUGCUGGAGGCUUCGAACUGAGACGCACCCUCAUGGUAUGAGAGUAGGCCGUCUUUGUUUGUUACAGGGUCCAUGCCAUGCUUUUUAUAGAUGACUUGGUGGCAUAUAGCAUGUUUAAGUCUAAUUUUGCAAUGCUGAGGUCUUUUUCUUUCUUUCUCAAUCUCUCUAACCUACCCUAAUCACUGCUUUAGCAAUUCAAUGCAGUUGAUCUUUCGCUAAGUCCCGCCUUUAAAGCGCUACUGACCAAUCCGGCCUUAGCAGCUGUUGCCGCCCAUUAUAUUGUCAGAAAAGUGCUCAUUUCUAAUGUAGAUCUAUGGACAGACUGUAUGUUUAAAUAAUUUCAUAAAAAUACGUUUAAAACUAUCAGAGAAUACAUUAUACUCUUGUUACCUAUAGCUCAAACACUAGAGCACAGCGCUAGCAAUACCAAGGUCAUGGGUUUGAUUCCCAGGGAGAGCAAGAACUGAUUAAAUGUAAAUGUGUACCUUAAAUACAGUUUGCUUUGGAUAAAAGUGUCUGCCAAAAUUCUUAAAUAUAAAUGUUGCCUCACAAAAGAGAGAGUUUUUCACCCUUGUCCGAAUCUUAGAAGUUGGGAAGCGCAUGUGCUGAAUUGAAUAAUGUGUCCUGAACAUGUAGAACAGUAAACUGAAAUCCUGAGGGGGAUUCAGUCAAGUUUGUCUGAGUGAGCAACAGAAACUGAGGGGGCGGGGCUUAGCAGAAAGUUAAGAGAGUUUUGCUUGAUAUGUGGCAGAACAUUAUCAGAACUUUCUGAAAGGCACAUAAUGCAGUAAUAGAAACACAGUGACAACUGCUGCACUAAAGUGUAUUUUCUUAAAGGGACAAUACUAUAUAAUGCAGGACAUGAAAGCAAGGUAGGAAAUCAAGGGUUCCCACAAUAUCACGAAAUUUUUAUAGUGCAAUGGAAAAAAAUUUAAUCCCUCUAAAAAAAAUGAAAUUUUCUAUAGUCUGUAGUUUAUUUUAUUGUAUUUUUUCAGUUCUGAAGUAUUUCUUCUUUUUGAGAAUUAUCCUGGAAAGCCAUUAAUGGAAAUGCAUUGGUCAGAAGGUGUGGGAACCCUGGAAAUCUCAAAUCCUCACCCUGUACCUGCAAAACAGAAGCAUUGCUUGUGCUAAAAAAUAGGUCACUGCAAACACUUUUCUGCAAAUGUGUCAUAAAAUACUUUUGGCAGCCACUACUGAGAUCAACCACUGGUUCUUUCCUGAUGCACUGCUUUGCAUUUUCUGUUGUCUUUCCGCACUCAUAUGCCCUCCAAAGUGCUUUGAAUGCAGUGCCACAGUAUCCCUUCUGUAUAUACCAAUACUGUAUAUAAAGAUGUGUAGAUAAGUGUCAACGAGAGGAGAAAUGUAAAGGCAAAUAUGAAUUAUAUAUUCAUAAAUGUGACAUGCCAUAUUUAUCUUGUAUAGAAAAAUAAUGUUCUAAGUAUUAUUUUGUCCCUGAACACUUUUUGUCAGGUUCACAUAGCAAGUGAGUUUUUUGCACUUUUGUAAGCCAUGAACUAGAUGUAGAAAUAUGAAUGCAGACGUGGCAGAAGUUUAGGUAGAGUUAUUCCCAAGAGAGAUUUUAUCCCUAAACCGACCUCAUCAAUAACAGCCUUAAUCAACAGCAUAAAUCAAAAACGACACAAACUACUUAUUAUUAUUAGAAAAUAUAUGAAGUCGUCGACAGACUACACUAAUUGUAUAACAUCGGGUCAGUCUUAGUAUUGUAUAGAAACUGGUAGAUUAUAUAAAUGAAAAUACAAUGGCCCCAAAAAGUUGUAAUGUGUGGAAUCUGCAAAAUAAUGAUAACUAACUAACCAGCCAUUUCUUUCAAUUACUUUUAGUCAACUGCUGUCGCAGUGAUUUUUAGUGCAUGUAUGAGGUUAUUUCCUCACUGAUGUCAUUCGUCACAUGAACAAUCAACAUGAUGUGUCCACAUACUUUUUAGGGCCACUGUAUAGCAUAUCUCACCGAAAAUCAAUGGAAAAAUAUAGAUUUUAUAACUUGGCAGGGAUGCUUUCGAAAUGUCAUCUCAAAGAUAUCAGGCCCUAAAGGUCCUUCAAAGUCUCAUUGCUUUUCCCCAGACACAUUAUCUGAUGCCACACUGAGAUGGCACAUUUGUUUCAUGGGUAGACAACACUCCGAGACUACUGGAUGCUGCAAUUUCUCUUGUCUGAACUUGUACAAAAAGCGCAGGACUUUAUUAAGGUCAAAUAAACAUUAGCUCACUUUUGUCCCGUAGAAGGAAUGGGCACAACAAACCGCCUCCGUUCUCAUGCGAAGGACUCUACUUCAACAGUGGAUAGCCAUGGCUUGUUUUUCUCUCUUUGAAUAAGCAUUAGUGUACGUCAGGGACAAAAGGACUUUUCUUUGCUGAAAUCUGUGAUAUGCCUCAGUGUGUGUUCUUGAUGAAAUAUAGUCUAAUGAUUAUUGGUGACUGAGUUCUAGUUGUAGUGAUUACACAAUGAUAAUUGCAAGUGCCCUCACAUUCAGUAUUUAUAACCUGAAGCUAACGGCGAGUUUCGUGCGUACGUGAGGUUCUGUCUGUGCCGUUUCCCGCGGUGUUCUGUGAGGAGGCAGUUGUGUCUGAUUGAAUGUGAUUUCGCCUUUACUUCGAAGUGCACUACUUGAGUAAAGGCCUCGAUACCUUAUAGCAGCUGCAAUAGACGCAUGGUUUAUUUUCUUUAUAAGCGUGACACUUCUGCUCAUCUCUCUCUGUUAGCGCUCAUAAUGAAUGCUUAUGUUAUUGUUAAUGAAGACGUGGGAGGGCUUUAUACAGUAUGUACAUUCAUUCUCAUCUGUUAUCACACUUUUCUAAGGUGAAAAGGCACAGGUAUUUGUUAUCUUAAUGUGAUUUGUAAAUUAAGGUUAUCAGAUUCAUGUCAUUAUUUACAGGUGACUGUGUUUAGCAUUUAUAUCCAGUAAUUUAAAUGUUCGAGAAGUGGUUCAAAACCGAAUGGAUGUAAUAGCCAUGAUGGAAUUUUGUAAACCUGAUGAAUUGUACAUGCGUAAUUUUAACGAUGAUUUGACCCACACAGAAUCUGCACAGGUCAUGUGUCACCCCAACAUCAGAAGAAACAAUUAAGAAAUUAUACUUUAAUUACAGAGCAAGAAUUCUUAAAUUCUUAAAUCAUUUUCAUGAUGAUUAAGCACAAUAUCAUUCCCAAAUGUCAUUAAUACAAUCAAAAAAUUCUGUAAUGUGAAAAAUAAUAUAUUUAAGUCGUGCUUGUACUAGUAUGUGUAGUACUUCACUGAUCCUGAUUUUAUUUUAUUUUUUAAAUAGUCAUCAAAGUUUUUAUUUUACAUAUUUUUUCUUUCGAUUUUGGAGUGAAAUGCCCUGGCUUGGACCUGUUAUUGUGAUGCUUUUCAUUGCAUUUUAUGUACUGAUUGUGGGAAAACAGUAUAGAAUUUAAAUGGGAGUUGUGUUAAAUUAUUAUUGAACACUGUGUAAGCAUUAUCAUACAAUUCAAAAUUUAUGUCAAGUCAACAUGUAAAGGGCAGAAAUCUGCAAAGGUACCUGCGGGCACAGACUACAUGCAGGCCUACUAAUGAGUCAAACAGAUAUAAUUUCAAAAUUUCUCUUAUUACUUGCUUGAAUCAAGAAAAUCAUAGUACAAUUAUACUACAAAUGCUCUUUUCAAAAUAGGAUUUGUAAAAUAAAACAGUCAUCUAAUGCACCUAUUACAAAGAUAUAAUUUAUACGGAAUCUGAUACAUUUAUUUCAGAAUUUAUUUGAUAUUUUCAACAUGAAAUGAUAUGUUCAAAAAGAACUAAUGAUACAAAGAAGCCACAAAUCUGUUUUUAAACAGUUAUAACAGUGACAAACUGGACUGAGGAUUUCUCAACUUUUUCUUAAUACACUUUUGGUCAUUUAGGUCUCCCAUUUACAUCAUCCUGUGAAAGCCAGCAAGUUGGAGUGACAGAGCAUGCAUUUAAUUAUUCCCUUUAGAUAAUCACACGUGUGUUCAUUAAAACAUUACCAGAUAAGGGAGUCAACUAUGAACCAGGGAUGUGUGAAAACAGGUGAUUCAGUGCACAUUGUCCAACAAUGUACAGCCCUCUUCACCCCCGCUUACUGAACUAAUGUACAGAUCUGCCUGUAAAUCACCCUCCUCAGCUUAGCAUAUCAGUGAAAGAACAGUCUGUACGGUGAAGCCUGCCGCAGUCCUUAUCAGAAUGUCAGAAAUACAUAGAUAUAUAUUAAACUCUACAUUUGUAAUA